AUGGACCCGAUCAAGUACCUUUUUGAGAAGCCAUCCUUGAUUGGAAGAAUGGUCAGGUGGUUGUUGUUGUUAUCAGAAUUUGACAUAACCUAUGUCAAUCAAAAAUCCAUAAAGGGGCGAGCAAUAUCAGAUCACUUAGUCGCGCAUCCAACAACGUCAGAUUCACGGCCCGUGGAAGAUUUGUUUCCUGAUGAAGAGUUGUGUCUCGUUAGAGAAAGUAAAGAAGCAGGAUGGCAGUUAUACUUUGAUGGAGUUGCAAACCAGAAGGAAUAUGGAGCGGGUGUGUUGCUAGUAACUCCUGAUGGGUCUCAUUUACCUAUGUCUUUCCGUCUAGAAUUCAGUUGCACCAAUAAUAUUGCAGAAUACAAAGCAUGCGCCAUUGGUUUGGAAAUGGCCUUAUCUAAGGGUGCAGAAAGAAUUAAAGUAUUCGGAGACUCAUCAGUAGUGAUUUGUCAGACUCAAGGAAAGUGGAAAACAAGACAUGACGAAUUGAAACCCUAUCAAGAGUAUCUAGAGCAGAUGAUCAGGUGCUUUAAGAAAAUCUCUUUCGAAUAUCUGCCAAAGGACAAUAAUAGAUUUGUAGAUGCUCUGGCUACUUUGGCCUCCAUGUUAGAAUAUAAUUCCCAAGCCAAAAUAUGA
This is a messenger RNA of Telopea speciosissima, 639 nucleotides long. RefSeq lists its product as uncharacterized. The transcript has a single exon. The coding region runs from base 1 to 639 and encodes 212 amino acids. Lineage: Eukaryota; Viridiplantae; Streptophyta; Magnoliopsida; Proteales; Proteaceae. Gene Ontology annotation, molecular function: nucleic acid binding; RNA-DNA hybrid ribonuclease activity. The record is from RefSeq and is a predicted model, not a curated record.